Molecule: messenger RNA, 1107 nt
Organism: Brassica napus (rape)
Lineage: Eukaryota; Viridiplantae; Streptophyta; Magnoliopsida; Brassicales; Brassicaceae
Exons: 4
Coding region: 1-1107 (368 amino acids)
Biological process (GO): proteolysis
Molecular function (GO): cysteine-type peptidase activity
Source: RefSeq, a predicted model, not a curated record
AUGGAACCUCUUUCCAGAGACUUAAGUGCUACAAAAACUCAGUCAGCUGUUAUUGAGGGCGCUGCACGUGAUUCGGUGGCCGUUCAAAAUAAAAGCUCCCCGGUUGAGGAGGAGGAGAAGUAUGAAAGUUGCAAAGAAAACAUCUCCAUUGAUUCCCAGUUGCAAGAGAAACAUCCUGGAGCUGUAGAAACCUUGCCUGGUUCUGACACAGAUGAGGACGACAAUUCAGUGGAGAGUGGUGGUAAACGUCUGCACAAAAAAUCCCAGAAAAUUCGUGGAGUGUACACCCCUGAUGCAAGGUUGAAAGGGUUGUUCAUGAGCGAGAAGAAGACUGAGUGUAGGCCCCUACCCAAGACAAGUCGUGCUAUUUUAAAGAAGUUUAGGGAUAUUCUUAGUGAAAACCUCGUGCAGUUCAAAAUCAAGACCUCUCGCAUUCUCACGAAUUCUUUCUUCCUUGACAUAGCUACACCCGGGAAAUGGUUGUCCGACGAGCACAUGCAUUUGAUAAUGCAAAUGUUGUGGAGGCGUCGUGGGAGUGUUCUGCAGAAAGACCGGAUGGUAAUGUUCGAUCCGUACUUUAUGAAGAUCAUUACCUCGAACUGGCCCGCUUUCAAUGAAGCUGAUGAUAAAUUGGAUUUUGAUUGGGGCACAAACAUAGCAGCUCAUAUUACAGGAAAGUGUAGGGGAAAUAACCUUAAGUUGGAACUUGGUCGCGAUGUCGACAUGGUGUACGCUCCAAUGCAUUGGGGGAGGAAUCAUUGGGUUGGUCUUUGUAUUAACUUGCGGACUUCUAACGUCACCGUCCUUGAUUCGUUCAUCACUGAGAAUCCAACUGAAGCAGAUGUUGAUGUGCAGAUGACUCCUAUUAUGAAGUCCUUACCAUAUAUACUUGAGCAAUAUGUCAGGCAUCUAUCACAAAAAAAGGGUGGUGACUGUGCGCCUUGCGCCGCUAAGUUUAUGGAGAUGCAUUCUAAUGGUGAUGGGAAAGAAGAGAUGUGUUGGAUAAUAGACAAAAUUGUGGAUAAAUUUCGUGAACAGUAUGCAAUGGACUGCUACGAGGAGUUCAUUGGCGAUUAUCGGGUUGCAAACGAGGCCAGUAUGAAGUAG